ACGUCACGUGACCCAGAUAAUUGGUACAGCUAGUCGCGCACCAACUGCUCGCCUCCCCUGACCUGCAGCCUCUGGACCUCACUGCCGCGCCGACCCCCACUGGCCCGACUUGCUGCUGGUUGCCCUGAGGAGCCCACUGUCCCUCGCUCAAGGAGACCGCCUCCCUGCCCUUUGCCUCAUAAUGAGUCAGCUGAGGCUGCUGCCAUCCCGGCUUGGGGCACAGGCCUUGAGGCUCCUGGCCGCACAUGGCGUCCAAAGGUUCAGCUGGUACAGCAGGUCGUCUGGGCCACCGGCCACCUUCCCAAGCAGCAAAGUUGGAGGCGGCUCCAGUUACAUGGAGGAGAUGUACUUCGCCUGGUUGGAAAACCCCCAGAGUGUCCACAAGUCCUGGGACAGCUUCUUCCAGAAAGCCAGUGAGGAAGCCUCUUAUGGUCCGGCUCAGCCCCGGCCCCUUUCUGUUGUCCCUGAGAGCAGGCCGGCAGUGUUGAGCCGGACCAAGACCAGUAAGCUGGUGGAGGACCACCUGGCUGUGCAGUCUCUGAUCCGGGCCUACCAGAUCCGUGGCCACCAUGUGGCCCAACUGGACCCCCUGGGCAUUCUGGAUGCAGACCUGGACUCCUUUGUGCCCUCAGACUUAAUCACCACCAUUGAUAAAUUGGCCUUCUACGACCUGCGGGAGGCUGACCUGGAUAAGGAGUUCCAGCUGCCCACAACUACCUUUAUUGGAGGCUCUGAAAACACCCUUUCUCUGCGGGAGAUCAUUCGGCGCCUGGAGAACACAUACUGCCAGCACAUCGGUCUGGAGUUCAUGUUCAUCAAUGACGUGGAGCAGUGUCAGUGGAUCCGGCAGAAGUUUGAGACCCCUGGCGUGAUGCAGUUCUCCAGCGAGGAGAAGCGGACCCUGCUGGCCCGGCUGGUGCGCUCUAUGAGGUUUGAAGAUUUCCUGGCCCGGAAGUGGUCCUCAGAGAAGCGGUUUGGCCUGGAGGGCUGUGAGGUCAUGAUUCCUGCCCUCAAGACCAUCAUCGACAAAUCCAGCGAGAUGGGGAUCGAGAAUGUCAUCCUGGGGAUGCCACACAGGGGCAGGCUGAACGUGCUGGCCAACGUCAUCCGCAAGGACCUGGAGCAGAUCUUCUGCCAGUUUGACCCCAAGCUGGAGGCGGCGGAUGAGGGCUCCGGAGAUGUCAAAUAUCACCUCGGCAUGUACCAUGAGAGGAUCAACCGAGUCACAAACAGGAACAUCACUCUGUCGCUCGUGGCCAACCCCUCCCACCUGGAAGCUGUGGACCCCGUGGUGCAGGGGAAGACGAAGGCAGAGCAGUUCUACCGCGGGGAUGCUCAGGGCAAGAAGGUCAUGUCCAUCCUGGUCCAUGGGGAUGCCGCCUUCGCUGGCCAGGGUGUGGUCUAUGAGACCUUCCACCUGAGUGACCUGCCCUCUUACACCACCAACGGUACCGUGCACGUCGUCGUCAACAACCAGAUUGGCUUCACCACGGACCCCCGGAUGGCCCGCUCCUCACCAUACCCCACCGACGUCGCCCGUGUAGUCAACGCGCCCAUCUUCCAUGUGAAUGCAGACGACCCAGAGGCCGUGAUGUAUGUGUGCAGUGUGGCGGCCGAGUGGAGGAACACCUUCAAUAAAGACGUCGUGGUGGACCUGGUCUGUUACCGCCGGCGUGGCCACAACGAGAUGGACGAGCCCAUGUUCACGCAGCCGCUCAUGUACAAGCAGAUCCACAGGCAGGUGCCUGUGCUGAAGAAGUACGCAGACAAGCUCAUCGCCGAGGGCACCGUGACCCUGCAGGAAUUCGAGGAAGAAAUCGCCAAAUAUGACCGGAUCUGUGAGGAGGCGUUUGGCAGGUCCAAGGAUAAAAAGAUCCUGCAUAUAAAGCACUGGCUGGACUCCCCCUGGCCUGGCUUCUUCACUGUGGACGGGGAGCCCAAGAGCAUGACAUGCCCAGCCACGGGUAUUCCAGAGGACAUGCUGACCCACAUUGGUGAAGUGGCCAGCUCUGUGCCCCUGGAGGACUUUAAGAUCCACACGGGCCUCUCUCGUAUCCUGCGGGGCCGUGCGGACAUGACCAGGAAGAGGACAGUGGACUGGGCGCUGGCAGAGUACAUGGCCUUUGGCUCCCUGCUCAAGGAAGGCAUCCAUGUGCGGCUCAGUGGGCAGGACGUGGAGAGGGGCACAUUCAGUCACCGGCACCACGUUCUCCAUGACCAGGAAGUUGACCGGAGGACGUGUGUCCCCAUGAACCACCUCUGGCCUCACCAGGCCCCCUACACUGUGUGCAACAGCUCCCUCUCGGAGUACGGAGUUCUGGGCUUCGAGCUGGGCUACGCCAUGGCCAGCCCCAACGCCCUGGUCCUCUGGGAGGCGCAGUUUGGUGACUUCCACAACACGGCCCAGUGCAUCAUCGACCAGUUCAUCAGCACGGGCCAGGCCAAGUGGGUUCGGCACAAUGGCGUCGUGCUGCUGCUGCCCCACGGCAUGGAGGGCAUGGGCCCGGAGCACUCGUCAGCCAGGCCCGAGAGGUUCCUGCAGAUGAGCAAUGAUGACUCGGACGCCUACCCCGCGUUCACCCAGGACUUCGAGGUGAGACAGCUCUACGACUGCAACUGGAUAGUGGUCAACUGCUCCACGCCGGCCAGCUACUUCCACGUGCUGCGCCGCCAGAUCCUGCUGCCCUUCCGCAAGCCGCUGAUCAUCUUCACACCCAAAUCUCUGCUGAGGCACCCAGAAGCCAAGUCCAGCUUUGACCAAAUGGUUUCUGGGACCAGCUUCCAGCGGGUGAUUCCUGAGGAUGGGGCUGCGGCGCAGGCUCCCGGGCAGGUGCGGCGGCUCAUCUUCUGCACGGGAAAGGUGUACUAUGACCUGGUGAAGGAGCGGAGCAGCCAGGGCCUGGACGAGCAAGUGGCUAUCACACGCCUGGAGCAGAUCUCUCCAUUCCCCUUCGACCUGAUCAGGCGAGAGGCAGAGAAGUACCCGGGUGCAGAGCUGGUGUGGUGCCAGGAGGAGCACAAGAACAUGGGCUACUACGACUACAUCAGCCCGCGCUUCAUGACCAUCCUGGGCCGAGCGCGGCCCAUAUGGUAUGUUGGCCGAGACCCAGCAGCUGCACCAGCCACAGGAAACAGGAACACUCACCUGGUGUCUCUGAAGAAGUUUCUGGAUACUGCCUUCAAUCUCCAGGCCUUUGAGGGCAAGACAUUUUAGAGCCUGCCUGGGUCUUGCUGUGGGGUUGUUGAGGACACUGGGGACAUUAGGGACUGGCUGGCUCUUCUGCCCAGGAGAGGGACUGUCAGGGUCCCCAAGAUAAAACAUACCCAUGCAGUGAUUGAGGCCAAAGAGUAGGUACCGCUGGCUUCGGUAUUAUGCCACCUUGGGCCUUUGUGUUUAUUUCAGAAUCUCUUAGGGCUGAGAAAGCCAGAGGGGUCUGAUAGAUGGGCUGUAGUUGUAGAGUGUUUCCCCAGCUGCCCGGGUCUCUCUGGAGUGUUCGUGUGGCUUCUCCGUCUGUGUCGUUCAUGUCUCUGCAGACAGCCAGCCACCCAGGAGCCCGUGUCUCUGGUCUCUCUGUCUCCCAGCCUGGUAGACUUGACUGCUGCUCACCCUGUCCUUGUUCGUCUGUGGAUUCAAGAACUGUUCUCUUUUGUGCUCUUAGAAAUAGAGAUCUUAGCAAUAACAACCAGGUGAAGCAAAACCAUGCCAGGUGAUUUAUAUGUGCUCUGUUUUAUGGGGUGUGUCAUAAUAAAAUAUGUCAGCUUCUGUGUGAAAUACAGCCAAGGCUCACAUGUACCAAAGUAGAAAACCAAAUAACAGAGAAAUUAGAAAAUGCUUAAGGGAGA
Messenger RNA from Orcinus orca (killer whale), 3843 nucleotides. It is a transcript of the gene OGDHL, whose product is annotated as oxoglutarate dehydrogenase L. The transcript is spliced from 24 exons. The record is from RefSeq and is a predicted model, not a curated record. Gene Ontology annotation, cellular component: oxoglutarate dehydrogenase complex; mitochondrion. NCBI's taxonomy places the organism in Eukaryota, Metazoa, Chordata, Mammalia, Artiodactyla, Delphinidae. Gene Ontology annotation, molecular function: thiamine pyrophosphate binding; oxoglutarate dehydrogenase (succinyl-transferring) activity. The coding region runs from base 182 to 3214 and encodes 1010 amino acids. Gene Ontology annotation, biological process: tricarboxylic acid cycle.